Messenger RNA from Danio rerio (zebrafish), 1999 nucleotides. The record is from RefSeq and is a predicted model, not a curated record. NCBI's taxonomy places the organism in Eukaryota, Metazoa, Chordata, Actinopteri, Cypriniformes, Danionidae.
CUGACAUCAACUGUAUACACAUACAUACAUACAUACAUUAUUUCUAAGUAUAUACAGAAGAUUAAUAAGGGAUAUGGUGUGAGAGGUGAAUUUAGGAAUUUUACACCCGUGAAUAUUAUUAUUUUAUCAACUCUAUUCAAUCAAAUAUAAAUCACUCUUGCAGGUAGGUUUAGUUCUGUGACCGAAUAUCUUCAGAUAAGAAACUGUUCCGCACUCAAUCCUUCAUUAAAUAAACUGAAGCAGCUGAGGAGACAAAGGUUUCUGCUAAAAGCUUCUGUAAACCAACAGAAACUGGUUAUUUUUCAAUAGAUGUAUAUGUUAAAACUUUAAAAAUACCAACACACACACAGAGAAAGUCAAUGUUUUCAGAUUAUUUUAUUGGUUUGACAAAUGUUACAUAUGUAUCUCCAAAGCAUUUGUGAUGUUUACAUUAAAUAGGACAUAUAAAAACAAUUGACAUAGUAGUGGUGGUUUUUCUAAUAAAUAAUAAUUAACAGCACAUUAACAAUCAUCUGUGGGAUAAAACAAUAGUAAUAAAUAGUUUAUCUAAUAGUCAACAGAUUAAGAUUCAUUUAUAAACAAUUUAAAAUCCUGUUUGUGUGCGCACACACGCGCUCCCAGCUGAUGGUUGCUUAGCAACGACAGUCAUAGAAUGUGUUCUAAAGUAGUUCUAUGUUAGAACAGCUCAUCUCAGUUUGCCAGCAUUCAGGACGGUGACUUGGUAAAUCACACAGUUACUGUACGAAUUGACAAAUCUGUGAUUGUGAAGGACUCGUUCGCUAUGGAUUCUUACUAUAAUCAGUCUUCAGACAACCCUCAUCACGAGUGGUCAUCGGUUGUUCUGACUUUGGACCCAGAUGUGGACGAACAAGAACUGAUUGAGUCAAUGAAACAGUUCAGCCAAAUCCACUCUUUGGAUUUUUCUUUUGAUGAAGACACUAAUUGCAGACACAUUUAUGUGACUUUUGAGCAUUCAGGACGGGACCAGCAACCAGAUCCUGUGGUCCCCACGAGCCGCUUUAUUGAGCUGAAGACACUGCUCGUGAGCAAUCUGCACCCAAUGGUCACCGAACAACAGCUUAUUGAAAAGUUUGGUGCAUUGGGGUCCAUCUCGACUGUGCAAGUGUGCAGAAACAACAUCAUCUCUCCUGCUUAUGCCUUUGUGACUUUCCAUCAUCGACGUGAUGCAGUGCGAGCACAAAAAGCUCUGAACUUCACUGAUUUACUGAAUAAACCUCUGAUCAUCAUGUGGGGCCCAGACAAGACAAUUGAGGUCCUCUCAGAUAAUGACAGCAGCUCUCCAAGACAAACAGAGGAGAGAGAGACAGCUGGAGAAACAGAGGAGAGAAAGACCAGUGAAGAAACAGAGAGAGAGGCCGCUGGAGAUACAGAGGAGAGAAAAACCAGUGGAGAAACAGAGAGAGAGGCCGCUGGAGAUACAGAGGAGAGAAAAACCAGUGGAGAAACAGAGAGAGAGGCCGCUGGAGAUACAGAGGAGAGAAAGACCAGUGGAGAAACAGAGGAGAGAGCGAACAGCGAGUCUUUAUGGGAAAGAAGGAUCUCCAACAAUGUGAAAAGUGCUGUGAAAGCUGCGGUGAGCAGUCCAGCAGCCUGGGUCGGAGUCGGCAUAGGUGUCUGUGCUGCUUAUGCCUACUUCAGGAGCAGGAGCUAGUGUGGACACAUUCUAAAAGGUAAUUUCAUCUCAUUUAAGUGACUAACAUUCUGACUGAGCUUAGUAACACUUCUGGAACAUGCUGUAUGUCACACACACAUAUGUAUAUAUAGAAUUCUCUGUGGGUCAGAGGUCAUGUUAAUUCAUACUCAAAUUCAGCUUCAUUUAGACAUCGACACGGACUUUCUUGACUCUGUUCUCUUCCAGAUGAGAAGGCCUGCCUCACGAUCUCCACUCAUCAUCCCCAGAGUGACCAAUCACUGCUCCAGAAAGAACUUGAUUUCCCCAGCAGGCCAAACACUUGCAAUAAAUGUGAAUUGAAUAAAC